AUGUCGUUUGCUGGGGAGCUCAUGGCCACAGAAGCCACAUCUCAGUUCUUUGCUGACUCCGUUAGCUUUGACGAUCAGCCGUCAUACGAAAGUCCGGACCAAGACGUCGAUACCAGCAAUAUCAACCUGAGCACCCCAUAUAUCGACACUAGACUUGACAUUGGGGGUGCACCUCUGGUGCUGGAUGGUUUCGUGUCUUCGACCCCGCAAGAUUCGGAACCGCGGACUGACGUCUGGGACGGCUUUGCCGAGCAAGGCGAUAUGAUGGGACCCGAACAAAGACCCUUCUUUAUCGACCCAGACCUCUAUGGACCAGGGAGCGAAGUUGAUCAGACACUACAACAGCAGUAUACACUUGCUACUGGCCCAGUUGAGGACUUCCGUCAGUCAUUUCCCCGAACGGUCAGCAGCAGAUCGUUGUCUCUCCAGACAUCAACCUCGGGCAGUAUUUCAACAGGCAUUACUUUGCCAGAGCAGCUAGCUGAUCAACCUGAGAAGCCAAUAAGGCAAAAACGUCAACAAGGGGAACAGGAGGAACAAGAAGAGGCUCAAGAUCCUCCCAGAAAACGACGGACAAGGAAGACCAAGAGGGAAACGGUCUCGGCCGAAGAUGAGGAGAAGAGAAACAGGUUUCUCGAACGCAAUCGCAUAGCCGCAAGUAAGUGUCGAGAGAAGAAAAAACUGUAUGUGAUGGAACUAGAAGAGGCCAAAAACGGGCUUGAGCAAAAAAAUGCGCGGCUACAAUUCGAGCGCGACUCCCUGGUUCUCGAAAUCGGUCAGUUGAAGCACCAGUUGAUGGCACAUGCCAGUUGCAACGAUCCAAAUAUCGACACAUGGAUCAAUAGAGAAGCAAGGAAAUAUGUUGAGGAGUCUGCUGGAAGAGAGGAGGAAGCACGAACAAGCAAUGAUGAGGCGUGGUCACCUUUAAAUACAAGCUACGCGGCGUUGUCGUUCCCCGCAACCUGA
Thermochaetoides thermophila DSM 1495 is the source of this 966-nucleotide messenger RNA. RefSeq names its product putative transcription factor. The record is from RefSeq and is a predicted model, not a curated record. The transcript has a single exon. Bases 1 to 966 code for a protein of 321 amino acids. Gene Ontology annotation, molecular function: DNA-binding transcription factor activity, RNA polymerase II-specific; RNA polymerase II cis-regulatory region sequence-specific DNA binding. Gene Ontology annotation, biological process: regulation of transcription by RNA polymerase II. NCBI's taxonomy places the organism in Eukaryota, Fungi, Ascomycota, Sordariomycetes, Sordariales, Chaetomiaceae.